Cotesia congregata is the source of this 2923-nucleotide messenger RNA. Lineage: Eukaryota; Metazoa; Arthropoda; Insecta; Hymenoptera; Braconidae. The record is from the annotation of a GenBank genome assembly.
AUGAAACUGGGUGUACCGCGGAGCAAAGCUUACGGGCUGAAACCAGGGCUCAUUGCGUUUACUAUCGCCACGAGGAAUAACGAGGAAAUGCAGACUGAGUUGAUGUACCGAAAACCAAUGAUAACAACACGCGGAAUGUCGUCGUUAAACACGAGUGUCCACCGUCUGAAGAGAGAGUCUCCGAAAGACUCAAGAGAAACAAUUCACUCGGGUCAUUUUAUGGUCUCGGACUUUGAAGCCGAGGCUCAGGAUGACGAAGACGAGCUUGCUGUACCAGUACCUGAGGAGGAGGCUGUUAGAAAUACUACAAUAGCACCAGUGGGUCUCACUCCGGAAAAAUUAAUGCCGAAAUCUUUGAUUGAAAAUUCAUUAAAUAAAUUAUUUCAGUGCAUGUCAUUGGCUUACAGUCAUAUUAAAACAAAAUACUUUGGCUGUGGUGCUCGAGGGCAAAUACUGGAAGCGAAAACUCGCGGCUGUUACGGCUGAGUAUAAAAAAUGGCGUAUGUUUUAUCGAAACAAAAUUCUGGGAUGGACCAACAAGGAUGGGAUGCUGGAGUCAAUGGAUAUGUUAGAUUGGGACACCGGUGGAAUGACACCAUCAUCUUGUUUUUCUGGGAGCAUGAUUUCACACGGCGGAGUGAGUGGUAUGCAAGGCCCGGAUAGUAUGAUGGUCGAUGAAGAUUACAUGGAUUUAAUGACAGACACAUUGUUCUCAACAAUAACUGCCAACCAGCCGUAUCAUUUUCCUGACACCCGUGAAAUUGCAAGAGGAGCGAGUCUCGCCGACUUUAUCCAACCGAGUCUCGGGCCGCUGCAGCCGAACCUGGACGACUUUAUGGACACUCUGGAGCCUCUGCAAGAAUUUUUAAACUCAAAACUCCCAUCAGUGCCCGAGGAAGAGGACAUCUUCCGAAAUGGGACUCUUAACAGCAAUUACUCGGACAAUUACUCCGAGUUAAUGGCGUCUAUGAAUCAAAUCAACCAGGUGGCCCAAUUGUCAGAAGCUUCUAAUGACGUAGCGGUCCAGCAAUCGUUGCGUCAAGAGCAAAGCGACUUGCAGAGUCUCCAGUACACUGCUAAAAUUUACACCCAGACGCAAGACUACCGCGGCAACGUCGUCGACUCGUACUCCAGCCGCCAGCCUUACGAGAGUCAGAGUCCCUUGAAGGAAAAAUCCCGGGGAAGAUCUACGCAUCGCAACCGCGUGAUCCAGCAGCCGUUUAAUCAAAACCCGCAAGUUAUUUAUCAAACUCCUUCACGCAGUUACAAUUCUCAGGAGCUCCAGCCUCUGCUUAAUACUAACAGCCAAGCUAUGAAUUUAAAUUCGAGUCAAAUUACCAUGGACAAUGUCAACCUGGUCACUAAUUAUUCUCUUCCACAAGAGUCACAGCCUCAGCAGCGCGCCUUAAGGCCCAUGCCGCAAAUUUCUGAUCCGUUUAAGAUUGUGCCUCAGACUUACAAAUUACCCACUACUACUUUAACUUCUUCGUCGAGCUCUUCUACGUCGUCUUCGUCGCAGUCAUACAAUCAGUACAAAUAUAAGUGUAAUUCAAAAGUAGCAGCCCAACCAGUGACAGUAACCGUCUCCUCAACAAACCCAUCUCAACCGCACAUUCUCCUGCAAUGCAAGCCAUCAGGUCUGGACCUAUCAACAUCUCUCCCGCCUCAAAAAAUAAUCCCCCGCCCAUCUGGAGGUUGUUCCUCGACUCCGGAAAAAGAGGACAUAUUUGCGGUGCCAAAGUACCAGAUGAAGGCUCGGAAUCGUUCACGGAGCAGCUCGGCGCUUUCCGUCACCAGGAAUCACCCGGCGCCUUUGGUAUCAGCAGUGAGCGACCCGGCAUUAAAUAUCAACAACAAUGUCCUGCUGGCCCACCUGUUGACCAACAACACGACCGGGUUAUAUACAGUGACCAGCGGCCCGGAAAAAAUUAUCACCACUGUGUCCAACCCGACGAUGACCAACCCGGGUAUUAAAAAUAUCCUUCCUAUUAAUAUGCUGCCCAGCAAUCCUGGGGUCAGUGUCCAGACUCUGGCGAGUUCAGUUGGAGUCCCAGCUGGACAAUCUGCGAUUCAACGCGGGUUGACAAACCCAAUUCUUUCUGGCGUGAACCAAAGUCCGAGUCCCAGUCAAGUGCCAAGCCAGCAGCAGAACAGUCCCGGGUCACCGAAUGAUUCUUCUGCUCACAGUCCCCAAGCUCUGAGUAUAAGUCCUCUUCACAGUCCCAUGAGCAUCGGCAGUCCUCUGUCGCCAUCUAGGAUUUAUGUCAAAGGAGAGUCCAGCGAGCGGGGACAGUACAAAGAGUCCCGGCGCGUUGGGCACAUUCAUGCUGAACAAAAGCGGAGGUACAAUAUUAAAAAUGGCUUUGAUACUCUUCAUAGUCUUAUUCCGCAGCUGAACCAGAAUCCUAAUGCUAAGCUCAGUAAAGCUGCCAUGUUGCAAAAAGGCGCGGAGUAUAUCAGGCAGCUGAGGAGCGAGAGAAAUUUGUUGAAAGAAGAAAUGGAUAGCUUGAGGCAGGAAAUUGAUUCUCUUAAUACUUCUAUUAGUAAUAGUCAGUCUCAAUUACCGGCAACAGGAGCACCUGUAUCUCGGCAGAGGUCUAAUAAAAUAAAGGAAAUGUACGAUGAUUAUGUCCGCAAACGUACUCAAGAAAAUUGGAAAUUUUGGAUUUUCAGUAAAGUUUUGGAGUCAUUGUUGAUUUCAUUUAAUGGUACUGUAUCAACAGCGAGUAUCAAUGAUCUUUGUAGAAGUACUGUUAUGUGGGCUGAUCAAUAUUGUGCUCUUGUAGACCUUAGACCAGCUGUAUUGAAUUCAUUAAGGUAUCUAUGUACAGCAACAGACAUACUAACAGAUCCUGAGCGCUUACCUGAAGAAGCUCUGGCAGCUGUUAAUCGUACAGACAAACAAAAAUCAACUCAACAGUAA